Lemur catta (Ring-tailed lemur) is the source of this 4189-nucleotide messenger RNA. It is a transcript of the gene PDE4C, whose product is annotated as phosphodiesterase 4C. Gene Ontology annotation, biological process: signal transduction. Gene Ontology annotation, molecular function: 3',5'-cyclic-AMP phosphodiesterase activity. The record is from RefSeq and is a predicted model, not a curated record. The transcript has 14 exons. Gene Ontology annotation, cellular component: perinuclear region of cytoplasm; cytosol; nucleus. Bases 672 to 2699 code for a protein of 675 amino acids. NCBI's taxonomy places the organism in Eukaryota, Metazoa, Chordata, Mammalia, Primates, Lemuridae.
UUCAGCCGAGUCUGAUCGAACUCUCCCGACCGAACUCCAGCACCACGUCCAACUCCGAGAGGUCAAAUCGGACCCCGACCCACCCGGUCAUACUUGACCGAGCUGGGCGAGAGCAGGCAGAAGAGGAGAGUAGGGAGGCCAGGGCGGAGGCGGCGGGGGCGGGGGCGAGCCGGAGGUGUGGCCCACGGCCCUGGCGCGGGGCGGAGCCUGGAUGGCCAGGGGCGGGGCCAGGUGUCCCCAGGGGUGUGGCCAAGCUGGCUGCGGUGGGACCCCUGUGGACAGUGAGGAGCCCGAGAGAGCUAGGCUGCCCCUGACACCCGUCAGGUGGAAGAGCCGAAGAAACUGCUUCCAGCCCCCGUGUCAGCCAUGCGAGCUAGAUCUCAGUUUACCCCUUUGUAAUAUGGGCGCCCAGUCGCAGUCCUUGGACGUGCCAUUGUGACCCCCUAAGACAGUCCUGGGAUGGGCCACACCUCGCCCAUCUUAGAGACAGGACGCUGAGGUCCAGAGAAAGGGGGAUACCUGUCUGUAGUCAAACGGCCACUUUGGGGAAGAUCUGGAACUCAGGUCCUAGAGUCCAGAGUGACCCCAGUGGGGAGGGACGCUGGGGUACAGAUGCAGGGACCAGCGAGCGAGAGGUGCAGAGUCGCUGAGAGGGUACGGCCGUGGGGCAGAUGGACAAGCUGGAAACAAUUGCCGGAGCACAGCACAGCCCCAGGGAGAAGGUGACAGGACGGGUGCAAGCCACAGCUGGGCGCGUAACUGCCAGCACCCUUGUCUCUGACCAUACUUCCUCUGCCUUCAGCUUUGACCUGGAAAAUGGGCUCCCGGGCGGGAGAAGCACCCUGGACCCUCAGUCUGGGCCUGGCCUGGGCCGGAUCAUCCAGGCUCCUGCCCCGCACAGCCAGCGGCGCGAGUCCUUCCUGUACCGCUCAGACAGCGACUAUGAACUCUCGCCCAAGGCCAUGUCCCGGAACUCCUCCACAGCCAGCGACCUACAUGGAGAAGACAUGAUUGUCACACCCUUUGCCCAGGUCUUGGCCAGUCUGCGGACGGUUCGGAGCAACAUGGCGGCCCUUGCCCACCUGCAAGGCCAUGGGGCAGCCAAGCAGGCAUCGGUCGGGAACUCUGCAUCCAGCAGCCAGCCCCCUGCACCUACAGAGGACCCUGGGCAGAAGCUGGCACUGGAGACCCUGGACGAGCUGGACUGGUGUCUGGAUCAGCUGGAGACACUGCAGACCCGGCAUUCGGUCGGAGAGAUGGCCUCCAACAAGUUCAAGCGGAUGCUGAACCGGGAGUUGACCCAUCUCUCUGAAACCAGCCGCUCCGGGAACCAGGUGUCCGAGUACAUUUCCCGAACCUUCUUGGACCAGCAGACUGAGGUGGAGUUGCCCAGGGGGACCACUCAGGAGCCUGCGUGGCCCAUGUCUCAGAUCAGCGGCUUGCAUGGGUUCCACCACAGUGCCAGCCUCUCCUCAGCCACCGUCCCACGCUUUGGGGUCCAGACUGACCAGGAGGGGCAACUGGCCAAGGAGCUGGAAGACAUCAACACGUGGGGACUUGAUGUGUUCAAGGUGGCAGAGCUAAGUGAGAACCAGCCCCUCACAGCCAUCAUAUUCAGCAUCUUUCAGGAGCGGGACCUGCUCAAGACAUUCCAGAUCCCAGCAGACACACUGGUCACCUACUUGCUGACCCUGGAGGGUCACUACCAUGCCGACGUGGCCUAUCACAACAGCCUACAUGCCGCUGACGUGGCCCAGUCCACACACGUACUGUUGGCUACACCCGCCCUCGAGGCCGUGUUCACAGACCUGGAAAUCCUGGCUGCUGUCUUCGCAAGUGCCAUCCAUGACGUGGACCAUCCUGGAGUCUCCAACCAGUUUCUGAUUAACACCAACUCGGAGCUGGCACUGAUGUACAACGACGCAUCGGUGCUGGAGAACCACCACCUGGCCGUGGGCUUCAAGCUGCUGCAGGCAGAGAACUGUGACAUCUUCCGGAACCUCACCAAGCGCCAGUGGCAGAGCCUGCGCAAGAUGGUCAUCGACAUGGUGCUGGCCACAGACAUGUCCAAACACAUGAACCUCCUGGCUGACCUUAAGACCAUGGUGGAGACCAAGAGGGUGACAAGCCUCGGCGUCCUUCUACUGGACAACUACUCCGACCGCAUCCAGGUCCUGCAGAACCUGGUGCACUGCGCAGACCUCAGCAACCCCACCAAACCGCUGCCCCUGUACCGCCAGUGGACGGGCCGCAUCAUGGCGGAAUUCUUCCAGCAGGGCGACCGCGAGCGUGAGUCAGGCCUGGACAUCAGCCCCAUGUGUGACAAGCACACGGCCUCAGUGGAGAAGUCCCAGGUGGGUUUCAUUGACUACAUCGCCCACCCGCUGUGGGAGACUUGGGCUGAUUUGGUACACCCAGACGCACAGGACCUGCUGGACACGCUGGAAGACAACCGUGAGUGGUACCAGAGCAAGAUCACCCGAAGCCCCCCGGACCUCACCAGCCCUGAGUGGGCUGGCCCUGACAGAUUCCAGUUUGAGCUGACUCUGGAGGAGGCGGAGGAAGAGGAGGAGGAAGAGGUGGAAGACGAGGAGGCAGCGUUAGACAGGGAGGCCUCAGAGUCACCUGACACUAAGCUCCUGUCCGCUGAAGCCGGCCAAAAACCCAGUGACCUACACCUGGACAACCACAGGACUUAGGGCAAGCCCUUUGGCACCAAAUGGUCCCUAGUGCAUGGACUUUCCAGGAAGAGGUCCCAGGUGACCCCUGCUUCGCUUCCCCACCCAUUGAGGGGGACCACUAAGCUUUUAGUUAUAGGCAAGUCUCAAGGUCUAAUUGGAGGCACCUGGCUGGGGUCCACUCUGACCCCAGGCUUGGCUGACAGAGCUCUCUAAGGGGCUGGGCUGGGGGCAGCCUCUUCUAGCACCCUUGGGAUCUCCCCCCUGGACCUCUGUCCCUGGCAUGAAGGGGAGAGGUCUCUGCCUUCAAGGUGGCCCCUGUCCACCUUCUCCAGUGGUCACUCUUAGGUCACAUGCAUCACUUAAUUCUUUUAUUCUUUAUCAGAUAUUGAUUGGGCGUCUACUGUGUGCCAGGCAUGUGCCUGCUCCCUGCCUCUGGGGCCACCCUGUACAAGGGGUGGGGAGCCAGCUCCAAGGAGAACCCCCCGAAUAUGCCUCCCUGUCCUCCCCUAGCAGGCCUGCUGCAAGAUAACAGGCCGCAGAUGGAGCUUUUCAGCACCAGAGCUUCGCCCAGACCUGAUUCAGGAUGUAGAACUGACUGGGGGAGGGCAGGAAAGGGGGCUCAGUGGGGGCCGUUGCUUUACGUUGCUGUAUUUCCUGUCUUCGGUGUCUGUGGAUGUAUGUGUCCCCUGCUCGCUCUGCCUCGGGACCUGCUGUUGGGUCUCCCACGUGUUGUUCCUCUUGUGGAGGAGCGACAAAAGCACAAAAUUUCCCCUUGGGGCAGAUAUCCAUGUCUCCAUGUUCCUGAAGCUGCCUUGGACUGCCCCUAGAGGGAGGGAAGCCCCUGACACUUUCUUGCAAGCAUCAUAAUCCCUACUGGGCCCCAGUUUCCCCUCUUUGAUCCUCAUACUUGGAUAAACUCUGGUUGGGGAGUGGAAUAUCCUAGAAAUUUGGGGCAUUGAGCAUUUCUCUGGAGUGAAAUCAACCCUUCAGGUCUUAAAACACCUGAUUACCCAGAUUAGUGCCCUGCCCAUUUCACGAAGGGGCAACUGAGGUGCAGAGGGGUCCUGUUGCCAGCUCAAGGCUGAAUAUUAGCUAGCGGCACCCCUGGGCAGUGGGAGUGGGGUGGGGUCCAGCGCAGUGCUCAAGCCUCGAGUUGGAUCCCUGCCUCCCCUUCCCUCGUCCUCGUGUGCCUGAAAAUCCGUGUGUGAUCCUCACGUCAUCACAGCCGCCCCAGCUUCCAGAGCAGCUGCCUUCAUCCAUCAAUAGCAUAGCACCGAUUAUUCAUCCUCACAGUUAAUGAUAACAUUCUGCAGCGAGGGAGAACUAAAAGCCAUCUGGGGGCGCGAACUUGGUGCAUUUCCUUGCAGACUUUUAAAAGGCAGAGCUUUAGGGAAUUUCUAUUUGGAUUUUUUGUUUUUACCCCAAUCCCCUUACUUAACAAAGUAAUAUCCGGUCGCUGUAGAGAAUUUGGAAAUAAUGGAAACAUAUACAGAAGGAAAUAAAAUUCU